Messenger RNA from Mobula hypostoma (lesser devil ray), 5265 nucleotides. RefSeq names its product serine/threonine-protein kinase/endoribonuclease IRE1-like. The transcript has 22 exons. Gene Ontology annotation, molecular function: protein serine/threonine kinase activity; RNA endonuclease activity; ATP binding. NCBI's taxonomy places the organism in Eukaryota, Metazoa, Chordata, Chondrichthyes, Myliobatiformes, Myliobatidae. The record is from RefSeq and is a predicted model, not a curated record. Gene Ontology annotation, biological process: mRNA processing; protein phosphorylation; IRE1-mediated unfolded protein response. Gene Ontology annotation, cellular component: IRE1-TRAF2-ASK1 complex. The coding region runs from base 1 to 3285 and encodes 1094 amino acids.
AUGGGGACAUUCCAUACCAUAUGUAAUGCCUUAGCCAUCCUAGGAAAGCGAUUUCGGGAUGCUGGUCUAAAGGAUGUAUGCAUAGAGGCUGGAAUUGUCGCAGAGGGGUCCAUCAAUGGAGUCCUUGAUGGCAAACACUACAAUCGUGCUGUCAGGGUCCACAAGUACAUCUAUGAAGCACUGAUGAGACUGGCAUGGGCAGAGUUCACACCGUGGGUUGAGGACAACAUUCCAGAGAGGGAUGGGAUGAUCAAAUCAUUCUUAGACCAUGUGAACGACAUGGCCAGUGACUUGAACCAACAGAAGUUGAACAAUCUGCUGCAAAGUCCACUCUUAACUGAGCUGAUAACCCUGUGGACAGACUUUCUGGAACACCUCCGUCACAACAAUGGAGAGCUAUCCGCAUUCUGGAUAUCAUACUAUGCUGCCAGUACAGUGACUCUCCCAGAAACCUUGCUGUUUAUAUCUACACUUGAUGGGAACCUGCAUGCUGUUAGCAAACGGACUGGGGAGAUCAAAUGGACCUUAAAAGAAGAUCCAAUCAUUCAGGUUCCAGUCUACCUGGCCAAACCAGCAUUUCUUCCAGAUCCAACUGAUGGAAGUCUCUAUGUCAUGGGAGGGGCAGCUAAAGAGGGGCUAAUGAAACUCCCUUUCACCAUCCCUGAGCUGGUUCAUUCCUCUCCUUGUCGGAGCUCUGAUGGAAUACUGUACACAGGUAAGAAACAGGACCUGUGGUUUGUAGUAGAUCCUGCAACUGGAGAAAAGCAAACCACAUUGACUACAGAUAUGUCAGGGAACAUCUGUCCAUCUGCUCCUCUCCUGUACAUUGGGCGAACAGAGUAUAUGAUCACCAUGUACGAUACCAAGACACGUGAAAUGUACUGGAAUGCAACAUACUAUGACUACUCUGCUCCUUUAUGCAAUGAAAAUACAGACUAUAAGAUGGCUCAUUUUGCAUCAAAUGGCGAUGGUUUGGUGGUGACUGUAGACAGAGCAUCAGGUGAUGUCCUUUGGAUGCAGAAUUAUGGAUCUCCUGUGGUAGGAAUGUUCAUUUGGCAACAAGACAGCCUUCACCAGAUACCUCACCUCAAUGUUGCCAUGGAAACAUUGCGAUACCUCACCUUUAACUCUCAGGACAUCCGGAUGAUAAAAUGGAACUACCAGUUUGCAAAAGAGCCAUCCACUACAAAGACCCAAUUGGUUCCCACACUUUAUGUUGGGAAACAUGCAUCUGCCUUCUAUGCCUCAACAUCACUCGUCCAUGAAGGAGUUGCUGUAGUGCCUCGUGGAAUCCCCAUGUCAGUGGUCGUACAUGUCAGUGGUCCCACAACUGAUGAUGUCACUGUGCAAGAGCAAGGCGCUUGUGAAAGAACUCCAAGCACUCGAGUCAAAUAUCCCCCGGGGAGUAUUCUUGCAUCUGGUAACGUCGAGAACCAAUGGCUGAUCAUAGGUCAUCAUGAACUCCCCCCAGUUGCACACACUACGAUCCUGAGGACAUUUCCAGAACCCGUGAAGAAAAAUAACGAGGCUGUCAUCACAACAAAGACCAACACCAGAACUAUUGAUGAAUUUAUGUCGCAGAAUAACCAGAUGCAAUCAAAAGAUUUUGUUGAAAAUUAUCGGAUAGACAAUGAAGUGAAGCAAGAGGCUACAACAGAGACUGUGCCUGAAUUUGGAAACCAGGAUAUUCUGACUGCAGUCAUACUUGGUUUACUAGUAGGAUGCUGGGUGGUGUUUCUAAUCAUGUAUCCAAAGAAGAUGCAUCGGCAGCAGAAAUUACAACAGGAGCAACUGGAACAACACCUGGAGGAGAAGUUUCAGCUGCUUCAGCAGCAACCACCGCGCUCUGCUGACCAGAUCAAGUUGGACUCUCCAGAACUCUCCAGUGAGGUAUCUCAAACCUCCCUAAAAGAAGCCCAGGGACCCAGCCCACCAAGUCAUGACAGCAGUACCCAAUCCUCAGAGCAACCUCCUGGCUACAGUUUAUUCAAUGGUACUGUCUGUUAUGAUGAAAUAGUGGCUGAUGCUGGAACCAACUUGGUUACAAUAGGAAAGAUUUCCUUCAAUCCAAAAGAUGUACUAGGUCAUGGAGCCGGGGGAACAUUUGUAUUUCGGGGGACCUUUGAUAACCGUAAUGUUGCUGUGAAAAGGAUUCUCCCUGAAUGUUUCAAUUUUGCCAACCGUGAAGUUCAGCUCCUUCGGGAAUCUGAUGAGCAUCCUAAUGUCAUUCGCUAUUUCUGUACUGAAAGGGAUAAGCAGUUUUAUUAUAUUGCAAUCGAGCUGUGUGCAGCUACCCUGCAAGAGUAUGUGGAAGAUUGUAAAUUUGACCAUGUUAAUCUGGAUCGAGUCACGGCACUCUUUCAGACCAUGUCUGGCCUAGCUCAUCUCCAUUCCCUUAAUAUUGUCCAUCGUGACUUGAAACCACGCAACAUCCUCAUCUCCCUGCCAAACUCUCAUGGAAAUGUAAGGGCAGUGCUCUCGGAUUUUGGCCUGUGUAAGAAACUGUCUGCUGGACAUCACAGUUUCAGCCUACACUCUGGUAUACCUGGAACAGAGGGCUGGAUUGCACCUGAGGUUUUACAAGAGGAUCCUAAAGACAAGCCUACGUAUGCAAUCGACAUUUUCUCAGCUGGCUGUGUCUUUUACUACGUUGUUUCUGAAGGAAAACAUCCAUUUGGAGAAUCAUUCAGGCGACAGAGUAAUAUCUCAUUAGGGCGGUACACAUUAGAACAUUUUGAACAAGAGAUACAUGAGAAUAUUGUGGGUAAACACCUAAUCGAACAAAUGAUCAGUGACAAUCCACAGCAACGACCCUCUACUCAGUGUGUCCUGAAACACCCCUUUUUCUGGACUAAAGAAAAGCAGCUUCAGUUCUUUCAGGAUGUGAGUGAUCGGAUAGAAAAGGAACCAUUGGAAGGGCAAAUCAUUUGUAGGUUGGAGUCCGGUGGAAGAACAGUGGUAAGAACAAACUGGAGGAUGCAUAUCUCCAUUCCCUUACAGACAGACUUGAGAAAAUUUCGGACAUACAAAGGAAACUCUGUGCGUGAUCUUCUCCGAGCCAUGAGAAAUAAGAAACAUCACUACCACGAACUACCACUGGAGGUACAAGAGACACUGGGAGAGAUACCAGACCAGUUUGUGCAGUACUUCACAUCCAGAUUCCCAAAACUGCUGCUGCAUACGUAUGAAGCAAUGCAGGUAUGCAGCCAUGAAAGGCUCUUUCACUUGUAUUACCAUCAGGAAGUUGGAGACUUGAAUAUCAAAUGUGCCAAACUGGAAACAUAGCAAGCAAGCUUCAGUCAGUACACGUAUGCUUGUGGUAAUACAUGGAACUGAAGGACGUGUUCUUCAGGCUGAAGUGCUUCACAUAGAAUAGAGCGAGCAAGAUGAUAUUUUUGGAGGACAAAGAGGUCUGAUGACCUGUUCACAAUCAUAAACCGUCCACCAAUGGAUUGUCUCACUAACUCUACACUGAAAACAAUUUAUCAGGAAGAUUAGAUGGGAUAAAAAUUGUGAAUGUGAUCAUAAGAUUGUCAAGUGGACUGUCCAGCAAGGAGGUGGAGCAGAACAACACAGAAGGAAGAGCCAGUCUGUAGCACUAUUCCAUCUUCUAAUCAUCAGACCAAAGCUAGAGAGUUGCUUUACAGAAGAGUGAACUGUGUGCUGGAGCCAUAAACACAGGAAACUGAACAGGUGAAAAAUGGAAAAUGUUCCGUUCUACAGAUGAAGUUUGUGCCAUACCAACACCACUGACUGAUGCCACACGUAAUAGUUAUAACACUGGCUAAUGUUUACUGUAUAGUAUUAGUGUAAAAUGACCUUAUAUGUGACAAAAUAAUUUUUAUUUGGAUUAUGUUUUAGGUUAAAUACUUUUAAAAAUGUAUUUUUAUAUCCAGAUUAGUUUUUUCUUCCUUACAAGGUUAAUGUGUACUGAUCACCGAUAUCCUUUUGCAAUGCUUUAAUUUCCUUCUUAUGCAACUGUUAAUAGCUGAGUUACUUUGAAAAAGGAGUCAGUGAAUAGAAAUGGAAACCACAGGGCUGAGCUCUUCACCAAUCAGAUAAUGGAACCAAGCAUUUGGGUUGUAACUGACCAAUUGCAGCCUAGUUUUCUGAAAGAUAUUUUUAUGGCUCACCCUGAAUUAUGUUGUGGAUUUGAAAUUAAUGCUGCAUAAAUUGGAGUGGGCAUUCUUGUGCUCAAAGUCAGGUGGCAGCCAGAACUUGAUUACUUUACUCUUGGAACAGGCAUGAUGCAUUUGAUUUGUGAUAUGCUGCAUGGUGUUAGAGAUAGGAUAAUCUUAAUAUUUUUACAAUGAAAAUCAAACUGCCAAAGAUUUGGGAAUGGGUGAAAAAUUGGUUACUGUAACUUUAAGGAAUAGAUACAAUAAGAGAUAGUGGUUUAUAAAGACUUUUCUGCUGUGCAGUAUUGGACUAGGCUAUGAUUGUUUCCAAACUGAAUAAAAUGUUUAUUUAAUGUGUUUUCUGACAACUUGAGCUAUUUGUGACUAUUCUCCAACAGCAUUUCUGGGGUAGUGCAUUUCCUUAAAAAAAAAGGAAGGGAAGGGGGAGAAGAACAGGAAUAGUUGUGAUUUUCUCUCCUUGAUAUUGCAGUCGUACCAUAAAUACCAAAGUUUAUUUGCAGUUACAUCCUUUAACCCAGUAUUAAACCAAGCAUGCAUCACCUUCAAUCUAGUUAAUCUAUUUGCUAGAAUUAAACAUUAACUUGUAAGACUAUUUUAUUUCCAGCCUUUAAAAUUUCCCAUAAAAGUAGAACAGGGAUUUCCUACACAACACACUGGAGGAACUCAGCAGGUCGGGCAGCAUCCGUGGAAACGAUCAGUUAACAUUUGGGGCCGAGACCAUUUGUCAGGACUCAGUGUGUUGCUUUGACCCCAGCAUCUGCAGAGUAUUUUGUGUUUACAGGGAUUUCCUAGGCUCUUAGCACAGAGGCUUCAUUUACAUUUAAAUAGGGGGUAGAGGUAGAUGCACUGCAGCUUAGCAUAGUUCAAAGGUUGGAACAAAUGAAAAUUUUCCAGCUGCUCACUGGCUCGCAAAACCCAAUGGAACAUCACACAAUCCAAGGACUCCAUUAACAUUAAUUGAAUGGGACAGAAUGAAGAGUAGACAGUUAUUAAAUAGAGAAAAAUUGCACUUGCUGUUUGGUCAAUAGAAGUUACAGGGCUUUCUUUCAAAUCUCUUACUAGCUCUUCCUUCAGUUAGUCCUGACGAAGGGUCUCGGCCCAAAACCUCAACUGUACCUCUUCCUAG